CGCCGUCCUCCAUAAUCCAUCCUCGAGACUAUCAUGUCGCUGCUUCACGCACUCGUCGCACGCGGGUCUGUUAUCCUCGCCGAACACCAGGGACCGGGCGACCGAAACUUCUCCCAUGCUGCGCAGACUGUUCUGUCCAAGAUACCACCCAACAACAGCAAGCUCACCUACGUCUGGCAAGAGUACCUCUUCCACUACAUCGCCGAUAAUGGAUACAUCUAUCUCGUCAUGGCCGAUGACGCUGCCGGCAGAAAGAUGCCGUUCGCAUUCCUGGUAGACCUGCAGCACAAGUUCACCGACCUCCCCUCGACCUCCUCCGCCGCACUCGACAGCACCCCCGCCUACGGCCUCCAAGGCACCUUCGGCCCCGCCGUCGGCGCCCUCAUGCACACCUACAACACCGCCCCGCCCGCGGACGACAUCGCGCGCGCGCAGCACGAGCUCAACCACGUCAAAGACAUCAUGGUGCAGAACGUCGAGCAGAUCCUCAGCCGCGGCGAGCGCAUCGAGCUCCUCGUCGACAAGACCGACACCAUGGCCACGCAGGCGACCGCGUUCCGCCGCGGCGCGCGCCAGGUGCGCAGGCAGAUGUGGUGGAAGAACGGCAAGAUCGUCGUGCUCUGCGGUGUCGUCGCGCUGUUUGUGCUCUGGAUGAUUGUCGCGCAGUUUUGCGGCGCGGGGCUGAAUCAGUGUGGGGGCAAGUCUUGAUUUCGUGCUAUCGGUUUAUUCCGCCUUCUUCCUUUCUUGUUUCCCUUGACCUUCCUGAGUCACUGCUUUCCCUGGCCUCUGCUUCACGUGCACCCCCGAACGCGCAUCCGUGUUAUCGGAUGGCUCUACUUCGGAUCUGAGCAUCCUCAGUCUGCUUUUUCCUGAUUCAGGGGCGCCCACCUCCUACAUACACACAUACUACUACACCCGCCACCUACCCAAUCCCUUCAUGCCACAUCGCCCAAUCCUUUCUCGUCCGCUUCGAUGCCGCGGACGUUUGCGCACCCCGCUUACCUGUAUCACUAAUCACCACCAUCAUGUAUCUU
Messenger RNA from Coniophora puteana RWD-64-598 SS2, 1034 nucleotides. RefSeq names its product VAMP synaptobrevin-like protein. The record is from RefSeq and is a predicted model, not a curated record. The transcript has 5 exons. NCBI's taxonomy places the organism in Eukaryota, Fungi, Basidiomycota, Agaricomycetes, Boletales, Coniophoraceae. Gene Ontology annotation, biological process: vesicle-mediated transport. Gene Ontology annotation, cellular component: membrane. The coding region runs from base 34 to 708 and encodes 224 amino acids.